AUGAGAAAUGGCGGAAUAGUACGACGUUUGAAGUCGCACCUAAGUAGUCGUCGUCGUUUUCCAUCAGGUGUAUUUAUGACCUUUCGGACUAGAUGCUUACAUAUUAAAAAACGACUCCCGACAAAAGAACAACAACUACAAACCCAAGAUGAGACAUUAGUGAAAUAUAAACCAUCUGA
Messenger RNA from Ambispora leptoticha, 179 nucleotides. NCBI's taxonomy places the organism in Eukaryota, Fungi, Glomeromycota, Glomeromycetes, Archaeosporales, Ambisporaceae. The record is from the annotation of a GenBank genome assembly.